Messenger RNA from Gongylonema pulchrum, 138 nucleotides. NCBI's taxonomy places the organism in Eukaryota, Metazoa, Nematoda, Chromadorea, Rhabditida, Gongylonematidae. The record is from the annotation of a GenBank genome assembly.
AUGUUUUGCAGUGUAUUAUUUACGGUGACUCAGCAAAAACAAAUAAACGAACGCAAGUUUGAUGUAUUGCAGGAUGAAGACCAGAAAUCGAAGGUGAAUACUAAUCUGGAAGAUAUCGUGGAAAGCAAACAGGUUUGA